AUGAGCGAGCUCAGCGCUGGCGGCACUGCUCUGCCCGGAGUGUGUCGCGUGAAGGCGGAGUAUCUUCGUCCUGCGCCGAUACGCGUCACGCUUGAUGCGGAGGGACGCACUCGAGGAAUGAAUAAAGGGAUGGAGCGGCAGCAUUCCUGCUUCGUGGAGGGGACUCAGCGCCCACAAUUUGAGGGGGAGUCAAACUUCUUUUACGGCGAAACCCUGCAGCGUAUUAAGGCGGUGGUGCGGCAGGGUAACGCAGCGGCAAAGCGCAGUCGCGAUGGAGGGAGACAGGAAAAGGAGAUAAGCACACCACAGGCGACUGUUGAUGGGGCACCACUGAAUGAAGAAGACGCUGCUGCUGCCAACUCCAUUGACAGCCACGCCGAUGAGAUUGUAUUGCAGAAGAACGAGGAGGAUGAGAGGGAUGCCACGAGAAACAGUGACCUUGCAAGAACGAAACAAAGCGAAGAAAACGUGCGUGAAAAUGCUGCCCGGCGUCGAGCGCUAUUUAAAAAUAAACUUGUGCUGGCGCCCCUCACCACCGUUGGGAACCUCCCGUUUCGUCGCGUCUGUAAAGGCUAUGGGGCAGAUAUCACGGUGAGCUCGAUGUCCCUUGUGUCCAAUCUCAACCGCCUACAAAAAGGUGAGUGGUCACUGCUGCGACGUCAUGAGUCGGAAGACGUUUUUGGUUUGCAGAUUGCCGUGUCACAGCCGCAGAGCGCCCAGACGUGGGCAAAGGCCAUCGAAGCUUCGGGUUAUUCGUAUGAUUUUAUUGAUAUCAACUGCGGCUGUCCAGUCCAGAUGAUCAUGUCUGCUGGUUGUGGUUGUGGUCUUUGGGAACGGAGAGACAACCGCCUGCGGGAUAUUGUGAGCUCGCUGGUGCAACACCAGUCAAAACCUGUCAGCAUCAAGUGUCGUAUAGGAGCAGGCGCAAACAGCAAUGCUUCUCUACACGAGAAAAUUGGCGAUUAUGAGGGAUGGGGUGCAGACGCGGUUACCAUUCAUGGUCGUUUUCGUGCGCAGCGCUACACAAAGCUAGCAAACUGGGAAUACAUUGACAGCUGUGCCGCACGGACCUCUUUGCCUGUUAUUGGCAAUGGUGACAUCUUCUCUUAUGAGGAUAUCAUUGGCCACCGCGAACGCUAUCCGCAUGUCAGCUCAUACAUGAUUGGACGGGGGGCGCUCAUUAAGCCAUGGAUCUUUGAGGAAAUAAAGCAAGAGCAGCCGAGAGACAUCAGCAGUCAAGAGCGUUUUGAAAUGCUGCGAAGCUUCUGUAACUAUGGCUUGUCUCAUUGGGGAUCAGAUGAACGCGGGGUUCUUACAACACGUCGUUUUCUCUGCGAGUGGCUCUCAUUCUUGUGUCGUUACGUCCCUCUUGGGCUGCUUGAAUGCCCGCCGCAGCGCAUCAAUGAGAGACCGCCUCAUUACGAGGGCCGAGACGAAUUGGAGACGCUAAUGGCAAGCGACAAUGUGAACGAUUGGGUUCGCAUCAGUGAGAUGCUGCUCGGUCCGGCUGGUGAAAAGUUCCGGUUCACACCAAAGCACAGGAGUAACAGCUACACCACCACAGCAACGACGGGCGAGGCAGAGAUCUAG
This is a messenger RNA of Trypanosoma cruzi, 1590 nucleotides long. RefSeq lists its product as uncharacterized. The transcript has a single exon. The coding region runs from base 1 to 1590 and encodes 529 amino acids. Gene Ontology annotation, biological process: tRNA processing. The record is from RefSeq and is a predicted model, not a curated record. Gene Ontology annotation, molecular function: flavin adenine dinucleotide binding; RNA binding; tRNA dihydrouridine synthase activity. Lineage: Eukaryota; Euglenozoa; Kinetoplastea; Trypanosomatida; Trypanosomatidae.